Messenger RNA from Morus notabilis, 1013 nucleotides. RefSeq names its product ubiquitin-conjugating enzyme E2 20. Bases 219 to 764 code for a protein of 181 amino acids. The record is from RefSeq and is a predicted model, not a curated record. NCBI's taxonomy places the organism in Eukaryota, Viridiplantae, Streptophyta, Magnoliopsida, Rosales, Moraceae. The transcript has 6 exons.
UCUUCUCCACUCUCUCACUUUCUCUCUCUAAAGAUUCUCUCUUUCUCUCUCUAAGAAUUCUUUCUCGGAAAGGAGAAGAACGAACCAAAACCCUCUCUCUUUCAUUCUUUCUUCUUCUUCUUCUUCUUCUUAGAGAAAGAAUCGGCUUUCUGCGUUUUUGUUUCGCUCAAAAAUCUUCGCCUUGACUUGAUUUCUUCAAAUCGGAGAUAAUAGAAUCAAUGGCUGCCGUUAACGGAUAUGCUGAAACCAACAACACCACGGCGGGCCCCAACGCCGCUCCAGCCAAACAACCUUUGCCUCCGGCCAAGACCGUCGAUUCUCAGUCCGUUCUCAAAAGGCUGCAAUCUGAACUUAUGGCCUUAAUGAUGGGUGGAGAUUCUGGGAUAUCUGCUUUCCCUGAGGGAGACAACAUAUUCUGCUGGAAAGGGACAAUCAUUGGAAGCAAAGACACAGUCUUUGAAGGAACAGAAUACAGACUAUCUCUUUCUUUCUCAAACGAUUAUCCAUUUAAGCCUCCCAAGGUCAAGUUUGAGAAUGUCUGCUUUCAUCCUAAUGUGGAUCUUCAUGGAAACAUUUGCUUGGACAUUCUUCAGGAUAAAUGGUCGUCGGCCUACGAUGUCAGAACUAUACUGCUAUCCAUCCAGAGUCUGCUUGGAGAACCAAAUAUAAGCUCUCCAUUGAACUCACAAGCAGCUCAACUUUGGUCCAAUCAAGAGGAUUAUAGGAAGAUGGUUGAGAAAUUGUACAAACCUCCAACUGCAUAGUUUCAGAUUGAAGGGAGAUGUGUGUAUGUGUCAGUCAGUCAAUCACUUGGAAUGGAAUUAGUUAUACUCUCUCUCUCUGUUCUUUUUUUUAUGAGAGCAAAGAUGGAGAGCAAGCUUCUCUUUCUGAUGUGUUUCAUUCUUUUUUUUUUCCAUUAUUAUUGUUGAUGUUUCUCCUUACAGAAGAGGAACUUUAUGUACUGGUGAAACCAUUCGUGCAAUUCAAUUAAAUUGGAGUUUUAUUUUUCUUCC